Agrilus planipennis (emerald ash borer) is the source of this 1779-nucleotide messenger RNA. Its product is annotated as dnaJ homolog subfamily C member 1. Gene Ontology annotation, cellular component: endomembrane system. The coding region runs from base 172 to 1410 and encodes 412 amino acids. The transcript is spliced from 4 exons. The record is from RefSeq and is a predicted model, not a curated record. NCBI's taxonomy places the organism in Eukaryota, Metazoa, Arthropoda, Insecta, Coleoptera, Buprestidae.
GAACACAUCGAAUUUAAUGAAUAAAAAUAAAACGUAGCAAAAAAUAUCUGACUAUAUCGAAUAACCUCAUUAACAGAUAUUUUAUAAAUUCCAAAACAAAGUAACAAACAAAGUAAAACAAAUGAAUGCUAUUUUUUGAUAAGAGACAUGUUUAGAAUAUAGCAAUGUGCGAUGAAUUUUUCGAUAUGGCAUUUUUUUAUAUUUGUGAUAAUUUUUCCAACUGGGGUCUACCCAUGGGAUUCUCUUCAGCUGGAGGUAUUCGACAUCGUGGAAGAAGUACAACAGAACUUUUACGACCUUCUAGGCAUCUCCCACGAAGCUGAUCUUGCACAAAUAAAGUCAGCAUAUCGUAAGUUGAGUUUGAUUCUUCAUCCUGAUAAAAAUCCAGAAGAAGAUGCUGCUGUAAAAUUUAGACAAUUAGUGGCAGUAUACGACGUUUUACGGAAUCCUGAAAAACGACGAUAUUAUAAUGAAGUACUUGUGAAUGGUUUGCCAAACUGGAAAUCUGCUAUUUAUUACUAUAGAAAAGCUAAACGAAUUACUUUGAUUGAAUUAUCACUGUUUUUAUUUUUUAUAAUAUCAUUAGGGCAAUAUUUAAUGGGAUGGGCAUCAUAUUUUGAGAGAAAGUUCACACUGGAAGCUAAUAGAAGAAGUAAACAAAAAAAACUGCCCAUUGAAGACAUAUCAAAGCCUUCAGUUAUUAAUACAUUGCCCGUUCAACUACCAGUAUUACUAUGGAAUAUAAUACAUUCUCUCCCUUCAGUGGCACUAUUUAUUAAGAGUAAAAUUACAGAACAGCUUGAAGCUAGAACUAAAAUUAUAGACAUUGAGGAGUCUGAAGAGGAUGAAAAUGAAGUCAUUAGACCUCAAAAGCGCAAACAUGUCCAAGAGCUACCUGAUUAUUCAGGUAUUGAAAUGCCAAGUUACAAUAGCAAAGUGCACCAACUUACAAACAAUAAUGAUUUGAAAAAAUUAAAUAGUGGGCCUUGGUCUGAUGAAGAAAUGGGUGAAUUGGCAAAGUUAGUGAAAAAGUUUCCUGGAGGAAUGCCUGGAAGAUGGGAUCAUAUAGCAGAAGCAUUGAAUAGAUCAAUUGAUGAUGUCACUAAAGUAACAAAAUCAUUACGUCAGAAUUCUUAUAAAGCAAAAAUGAUAUCAGUGGCAGACAAAGAGUUGAUGGAGAAAAUUAAACCACAAACUAAGACGGAGAACAUAUGGACACAACAGCAACAACAGGCAUUGGAAAACGCCUUACAAACAUUUUCAAAGUCUGUCAGCGAUCGUUGGGACAAAAUAGCAGAGUGUGUCCCAGAUAAAUCAAAGGAGGAAUGUAUAUUACGGUAUAAAUACUUAGUGGAGACUGUAAAGAAACAGAGGAAAAAGGAGGUAGCAAAGGAGGAAAAUGUUCAAUAAAUAAUUAAAUGUAACACUUCUUUGUGGAAUACAUUUACUAUUUAAUUAUUGUACUUGAUAUUCACAUAUUUUGUAUUAUGUAACUGUUGCCUUUCAUAUAUUUGUAUAUUUAUAUAUACUACUUAAAAAUUGUGUGUGUUUUGUAGAAAAUGGUUUUUCACAUUCCUUUUAUAUUUGUGUGAAGGGUGAACAGUACAGUAACACUGAUACGUCAUGUAUUAUUUAGACAAAACACACACAAAUUUGCGAUUUAUAACAAACAUUAAGGAAUGCAUUCUAAGUUUUCAAUAUCUAAUUUUAACUCAGUCUUUCAAUAAGCAUCGAAACAUGGUUAUUAUUAAAUCCAAUAAAUAAAUGUUAUCGCUUAUU